AUGGCCGAGGACGACACCUUUCCCGUGCUGUGUGAGGUAUGCCUGGGACCCAACCCAUACCUCAAGAUGACACGGGCGAGGUUCUCGAAAGAGUGCAACAUCUGCACCGAGCCGUACACGGUGUUCCGAUGGAGGCCAGGAGGAACGGCUCGGUUCAAGUCGACGGUCAUCUGCCAGACGUGCGCAAAGGUGAAGAACGUGUGUCAGACGUGUAUGAUGGACCUGACCUUUAAUCUGCCGGUUCAAGUCCGUGAUGCGGUGCUUGCCGAGGAGGCGGCCAAGGGUGCGUCGGGUGUGGCGGCGGGAGCGACGGCCGCUGGCGGCGGACCGCUGGCUCUGCCCUCGCAGCUCAUCCCGGUCUCGGACAAGAUGGUCAACUACACGGCGGCACAAAACAGGGCGGCGGUGGAGAAGGGUCUCAUCAAGUGGGGUGCAGAAGUUGCGUCGUCGCGGCUGCAGAGCAUGGCAUCAUCAAAGAUGAGCUACAAGCGCAACCGUGCCCGGCCGUGCACCUUUUUCCUCCGAGGCGAGUGCAACCGUGGCGAUGAGUGCCCGUUCCGACACGAGAUUCCCGAGCACGACUACAACUUUUCACACGAGUCGUUCCGCAACCGUUACUACGGUAUCGACGACCCGUACGCCAAGAAAAUCCUGAGCAACGACGGCGGCGGGGGUGGGUCGCGGAGCGGGCGGUCCGGGGCGCGUGUUUCGCACGGGCACGGACCGAGCCGGCCCAAGCCGGCGCCGCCGGCUGAUCCAGCUGCCACCACGUUGUUCUUUGGCGGCGUCGUAGACGCCCGCAUCGGCGAGCCGGAUCUGAGAGCGCUCUUUGCGUGGGCGCGCGGCGGCAUCCGCUCCAUCUCGAUCCAGCCCAAGCAUGCGUGCGCGUUUGUCCGGCUCGGCUCGCGGGCCGACGCCGUCGCUGCCAUUGACCGCUACUGGGACGGCGUGGAGGUGAAAGGCCUCAUGCUGCGGAUCAACUGGGCCAAGCCGCGGCGGACCGGUGUGCAGGCAGGCGCGGCGCCGCCCUCGGCCAUUGUUCAGCCCGGUGCUGCGGCGAGCUCCAGCAGCCGACCGGCGGCAUCUGGCUCGAGCUCACUCGUCGGCGGGAACGGCAGCGAUUCGGACUCGGACGAUGAGGGCGGAGCUGGCGGCAUCCCGGGCAUGGGCGGGUACGGUUCUGUCCGGGUGCUCCCGCCUCCGGGCGCGACCAAGAUUGUGUACCGUGCACAAGAUCCGGCCCAGGUCGGAAGCACCAAGUAGAAGGCUGGGCUGGGAGUGUAUUUAGCAAUGGGGAGCGUUACGGACCCGGGCGGCGGAGGCCUGCGGCGGCCAGUGCCGCAUUGUCGUCGACGACAAAUGUGAAUGGCGGCGGCGGCGGGCGCUCGGGUUCUGCAGACGGCACGUCGACGGCGUCGAGCUCGACCAUACGGAUGCGGAGCUCCAUCUCGGCGAGCUUUGCGGCAUCUGCCGAGGCCUCGGGCGAGAUAAGCGGCUGGCCGGUGAGGGCGCGGAGGCCGUCGGUCCAGUUGACAAAGACCUUGCGGUCGCGGGCGACAGCAUCGAUGGUCAUCUCGCCCGAGGGCGUGGGGCUCUUGAGGACGAUGGAAAAGGCGAGGUCGGUGAUGGCCGGGUCGGGCUUCUUGAGAGCCAUGACCAUAGGCGACGAGGCGCCGAUGGCGACAGUGUGGACGUCUGAGACGAGGAUAGGCUCGAGAACGGUGAUGGCGCUGGCGGCCUCGACAGGCGAGCCCUGCGGGUCAGGCGCGGAGCCGAAGCGAAUGUCCUGGACUGACUCGCCGACCAUGAUCUUGACGACGGUCCGCUUGACAGCCUUGCCGUCCUGCGUGUAGGCCGAAAACAAGGUAGGUGUCUGCAUGGCAGCAAUGCGUUGGGCAGCGACGAGUUCGAGCAUCUCUGCCGUGAGCGAGGCGCGGAGCUCCUCGACGAUGGGCGCCUCGGCCUCGCGAAGCCCCAUGGCGGCAAAGGCUUCCUCAACGGUGCCGAUACGCUUCUUGAGGCCUGUAGCCAUGAGAAAGGCGGCGCGGCGGAGCGAGGAGAGCGACUCGGGGUUUGCACGGAUGACCUCGGCAAGCUUGGCAAGAAUGACGGCGUUGCCCUUGCUAAAGUCCUCGUAUGUGCAGUUGAGAUCGUUCCACAUCUUGUCGUAGGCCUGGGCACAGAUGGCAAAGACCUCGAGGAAGGCGUCGCCCUCAAAGAGGCCGAUGGCCGAGCCGGCGUCGUCGCUCGACGAGGCCGGCUGCGGUGGCUGGGCUGCGGUGUCGAGGAGGCAAAGGAAGACGGUGCCCGGCUCGCCGGGCACGCGCUCGCGGUUGAGCGACAUGACAUCGAUCAUGGUGGAGACGAUGGAUAUCCAGGCGGCCGAGAACGGGUAGUCGCGCUCAGGGCGCUUGGCCUGUGCGGCUACAAUAGUGUUGCCGAUCUGCGGUGCCUUUUCAAACAGCUGCAUGGCGACGUGGAUGCCGAGCAUUCCUGUGGCGCGCAGCUCUGCGGCCGGAUCGGUGGUCUGGAAGCCGAGCCGGCGCCAGUCGGAGAGCUCGGACAUGGCCUCUUCCGGGUACACGAGCGCCCAGUAGCGGAGGAGCAGAAAGUCGUGCUCCUCGUUGUCCGACUCAAAGUUGGAGAGCAGGAGCUUGCGGCAGGCGCCGAGGCGGUAGUUCUGGUACACCACCGUGGCCUCACGGAACGCCGGGAGGUCGACGACGUUGACCUGUGACUUGAGGG
Molecule: messenger RNA, 2745 nt
Organism: Thecamonas trahens ATCC 50062
Lineage: Eukaryota; Apusomonadida; Apusomonadidae
Product: zinc finger CCCH domain-containing protein 49
Exons: 2
Coding region: 1-1263 (420 amino acids)
Cellular component (GO): U2-type catalytic step 1 spliceosome; Prp19 complex; U2-type catalytic step 2 spliceosome
Molecular function (GO): U6 snRNA binding; pre-mRNA binding; metal ion binding
Source: RefSeq, a predicted model, not a curated record